Messenger RNA from Physella acuta, 4123 nucleotides. RefSeq lists its product as uncharacterized. Lineage: Eukaryota; Metazoa; Mollusca; Gastropoda; Physidae. The record is from RefSeq and is a predicted model, not a curated record.
UGUAAAUUGAUUAGGCAUUUGAUGUUUGUAAGGGAUGUCUGUGUUGUGUACUAAUAUGGCCAAACCCUUUACAAAUUUGUGGUGCUGUGACCAAGUGUAUCUAGCACUAUGGUGUUACAGAGAAAAUCAAAUUUUUUAGGCUUAAGGGUAGUUGCACGCCACUCGCCAAACAUCCCCUAUAGUAUUGUAAAAAAUUAGAUAUUGUUGGGAAAACUACUAACCGAAAGAAGAAAAAUGAAAGGAUCUACAAUGUAUGAGGAUGAUGGGGAUGAGCCAUUGGUGCAGCCUAAUAUCACAAACAUGACAGUUUUGAAUGUGAUGGAGUACAGCUGUUUACAGAACUUUGACACUGUUGCUUGUGUCAGGAGCUGUAUCUUAGCAGUGUUAGCCAUUUUCACAUCCAUUCUGUGCGUGGUUAAGAUCGUACAACUGCAUUUGGCUCAUCACCCAUCGUGUCAUCAGUAUGUCAUCUUCUAUGCUGCUGCACUUGAAUGCGCAACUGGGGGUAUACACUGGAUAUUCUGGAAUGUGACUCAACUAGAUUUUUUACUCCAGUAUAUGAAACUGCUUCAGGUGCUUAUCAUGUGUCAUUACUAUAUCACUUUGGCUAUUCGUGCUCUACGGAAAGAAAAUCUUGCAGACAGAUUUAUGUACCCAUUCCUGUGUAUUGCUGUAUUGUACUUCACUAUCAUUACCUCUCUGGGAAUCUUCAACACUGAGCCGACCCAUGUGGAAUGUAUUGCCCCCUACUGGCUUGCUCUCUCUGGAGCUGAACUCUUGGUUGUCCAGCUGUUUAGUGUGUCAGGAUUCUACAUAACCCGACGUCUCAAUGAAAUCAGCACUCUUGGCUCUGUUCGCUGGUCCCAAAAACGAGACUUGUGGUGUAUUGUAAUUGUCUUUGAACUGUCUGCAUUGAGUACAUUUGUUUAUGAUCUGACUCUGCAAAUUUUGGGUGACAGAGAAUCUGGAUGCAGUGCAAUCUUUUCCCACCAGCAGGUCAUCUACUCCCCUCUUCUUGUCUCUCUCAUGGUAAUUAAACUACUUGUGCCGAUAUGGGUUAUGCUGUUGGUGUUUCAACCUCAUGUCACUGCGUCUGAGAAAGAUGAUUUCUUUCCAGGAUAUAGCGAAGAUGUGACGUACGGCUCCAUAUUUAGUGACGACCAGACCUACAGGCAGUUGUAUCAACCCGGCGACAGCUUCUCCUACACCUCCCCAACACCCUCCCCUUCAGGCUCCCCCUCUAUGUAUGACGCUAGCUUACCUUAUGCGUACAUAAACCCAGCACUCACCCGCUCUGGACUACAAACCAUUGCAGAAGAAAACAACGAUGAUGGACAAAUCCAAAAGAAAUCGGUCAAAACUAACAGGGCAGUCUCACCAUUGGCCGAAAGUGCGAGGCCCAUUAGAACCCAGGGACAGUUCCAGAGAGGGAAGUUUAUCACACGUCUAGUUACCAAGUCAGCCACAGCUGUUGGUGACAAUUUCUAGGAAAUUUCAGUUGGAUCACAUUAAACACCAGAUGAGCUUUUACGAUUAGUUAUUCUUUUUAAAAUAGAGUUCAGAAUUAUUAGACAAAACCAUUGGGUUUGUGUGAAUAUCUGCACCCUUUGUAUGGUUUGUUGUAGUCAUUUUAACAGAUGCAACAGCUUGCAGGAAAUGAUCACUACACUGAGACAAUGCAGAGAUGGAACUUUUCCUAUUUUUUGUAUGUUAAGUCCUAUUUUCUGUCAUGGGAAAAAAAUUUCAGGCAUUUCUGAGAUUUUCUUCUGAAAUUUUUUUUUUGCUGUACUAUUCCGUUGGAAAUGUAUUAAUUUCCACAUGAAUUGUUUGAGGCGAUGUGGCUAGGUGCCCCAUUGCCAGCAUAGGAUUUCCUUCUAGGUGAUUAGUUCCAUCUCUGUCUCUGAUUUUUAAAGUGAUACAAGACCUCAUUACAUCUUAUAGUUGACAUUCAGAGUAUAAUCUAAGGCUGCUAGUUUCUUUUGUAGUGCAAACCUUUUUUUUUCUCUUCUAGUCCAUGAGUUGUCUUCUGAUGAUGCUAAAAUGUUUUAGUCUCAACAAUGUUGUGGUUGUUUAAUUGCUGCAUUUAUUGACAUUUUGGUCAUAUGGUGAACCUAUACAUAGCCCUUUUUUUUUUUAAAUUAAAAACUACUUAAUUUAAUUUCAGUUUCAUUUUUCUCAGCCAUUCCUCAUUGUAUUAAACCUGCAUAUGAUUCUUUAAAUCUCCUUUUAUGUAAACUAUCCACCCUUGUCCAUUUUACAGCACAUGAAAUUUCUGUAUAAGAUCACGUUAAUACUUCCUGUAGUCAACUUUUAAAGUGCUGUCAGCCAUUUCGGUUUUCUUAAAUAUCAUGUUAUUGUAACCGUCAGUGUUGAUUCUAAUGACAGCUCCUAGUUAUUUUUUUAGUCCCAUUGAAAUUUGAGUGAUCUUCACCAAGAAUAAACAAACUGUUAGUUGGAGAUUCUUCUGCUCACAAAAACAAUUUGUAAGUCUGCUUUAUAUCUUAGUUGAUCUGGAGUUACCUUGCAAAAACACAAGCUCGAUAUUUGUUCUGCUUCAUAUCCUAGUUGUUCUAGAGUUACCUUACAAUAACAACUUGUAAGUCUGCUAUUCUAGUCAUUUCUAGUCAUUUCCAAUUAUUUUGUGAAAAUUUGUGUCAUAAAAGAUUGUACCUGCUUGCUGUGUUUCAAGUCAGCUUUUCAUUAUUUAUUUCUCAUGAUCUUUUACCCAAGUGUAAUCCCAAACUUUAUGCUUUUGCAUAAUGCAUAUACGCCAUAUCAUGGAUCUCUGUGAUUUUUAUUUUACACAUUCAAUACUCAAGGUUGUCUUAUAUUAAUUUAAGCAUGCUUUUUCAAUGUUUUUUUUUUUUUGCUGCUAUAGUUAUCAAUAUUUAAAUUUUUUGAAGUAUAUUUUGAUGAUUUAACAAAAUACAAUUCAAGAUUAUUUACUGUGUAUGAAAUGGUUACAUAUAUAUUAUGCAUAGAUGCCCUUGUCGAGUUUGAAAUAGAUUCUAUAAACGUUUCUAAAAGCUGUCCAAAUUUUUAGAUUUUAUGGUUAUACAAUGUGUAUAUCUUUACAUCAUUUCAGUUCCUUUACAUUCGUGGCUAGAAAUUGUAAAAAUUAUAGAAAAAAAAUCUGUUGGUGAUUUUUCUACAAUGAUCUUUAGCUUGAAAAUUUGUGUAUGUUGGGUUGUAUGUUACUACCAUGAACUUUCCUUACUGAUUAAUGUGUAAUGUGAAAUUCCUCUGGGUCACAAAGUUAGCUUGUUCUGCUGUUAGAUCUAAUGAAUGUUGUAUUUACUUACUAUUGUAAUAUCUGCAUUGAUAUUUAUCAGGCUUUAACUGGUAGCUUGAAGAAGGUAAUUGUACUUAAGUCAUUUCUGUACAUCUCACCAGAUACUUUUUUUUAAAGUGUGAAAUGAUUCUCUAAUGUUUCAUACUCAUUGUUAUUUAUGUGUAUUAACAUUUUUUUAAUGCUUAUUGCUUAGUUUUUUUUUAUUAUUUUUAAACCAUACUUGUGCAUCAAGUAUCAAUUAGCACACUCCCAACAUUUUUUCCCUGUUCAAAAGUUUUAAGUCUUUAUACAUCAAUUGAGGAUAAAGUGUUGAACUGUAAACUUACAGUAAUGAAUAUAUCUCAGUAUUAAUUUCCUUUAAACAGCAGUGAAUGUUUUUUACCUUACUGAUUUUUAAAUGCACUUGUCUAUCGACAAGCACUAAAUCUUGACAUUGUAUCAAUGCUAAUGUAAACUGACAUAUCAAAUCCCUUGUCAUCAGAUUCAUUGGUUCUACUCGCAUUAUUAAUCAAAUUUUACCAUGUUUUAUAAAUGUUUAUUUAGUUUAUUGCAAUCAAUUUUAUCUUUUCUUUUGUCCCUAUAAAAUAUAAUUAUUAUCAACUGGUGUUAUUUAUAUAAUUUUACUUCCCUAUUAUCAAAUGUGUCAAUUGUUUCAUAACCCAACUUAAUACACGUUUACCAAAUAGACUGUUCAAAAUCAGUUUAUCCUUACCUAUAGUGGUUUGCUCUAUCACAUGACCACAAGUCACAUGAUGAGAGUAGAUUUGCCCUUGUAACUGUUACUUUCUCACAUCAUGUUGAAAAUUCUUCUGAGAUGUUGUUCUAGCUUUA